AUGGCUCUCGCCAGCCUCCACGAUACUUCCAAGGGUUGUCGGAAGCUCGGUAUCGAGUUGCGCGCAGCCGCCAGAGCCGUCAUGGCGCAAAGGAUGCCGCGAUCCGGCACACGCGCAGACGCGAACCCAGACGCAGACGCAGACGCGCUCGCGCUAGAUGACACGGUAGAGCUCGAGCAGUUCCGCCGCUCACCCCAUCCAUACCUGCGUCACGGAGACCAGACACAGAGGCAGUCACCAGGCCCGACGCAUCGCGCCCCUCGGCCCUCGCAGUCGCGACCCUCUUCCGAGCCUCCAGGCAAGACAAUGCACGACAAGGACGGCAGGACACGCAGGAAACGGGCACCGCACUCCCCGAGCGAAAGCGGCACCGAAGCCGACGACGAGGGCUACAGCCUCGUCAAGGCGCUGCCUGCUCCUCCCCUGCGACCGCACAAAGGCCUCCGCGAAUCGCGGACGUCGGGCACAGACGAAUGGGCGAGUCCGCUGCUCACUCCCACACAGAUCGACGACGAGGGGAGAAAGCUCUUCGAGGGCUACUUCGCUCGCACCAACCGGACGAGGCGCAAGGGAGACGCAUACCACAGCGACGACGACGAGGCGAGGAGGGCCAAGCAAAAGUAUCUCCAGCGGCGGCGCAACGAGCUGGUCAGGCGAACGACCGAAACUGCAUUGCUCGCGGGCAUUGCCACGCUCGCCGUCCGCGGUUGCGACUGCUGGGUCAAUUUGCUGGCAUGGCAUAGAGGUCAGCUCACCCCCCACGCAUGGGCCCAAGGUCGUUAA
This is a messenger RNA of Alternaria metachromatica, 783 nucleotides long. RefSeq lists its product as uncharacterized. The record is from RefSeq and is a predicted model, not a curated record. The transcript is spliced from 2 exons. Lineage: Eukaryota; Fungi; Ascomycota; Dothideomycetes; Pleosporales; Pleosporaceae. Bases 1 to 783 code for a protein of 260 amino acids.